This is a messenger RNA of Vidua macroura (Pin-tailed whydah), 1288 nucleotides long. RefSeq names its product myogenic differentiation 1 (gene MYOD1). The transcript is spliced from 3 exons. NCBI's taxonomy places the organism in Eukaryota, Metazoa, Chordata, Aves, Passeriformes, Viduidae. Bases 1 to 885 code for a protein of 294 amino acids. Gene Ontology annotation, biological process: positive regulation of myoblast differentiation; muscle organ development; regulation of transcription by RNA polymerase II. The record is from RefSeq and is a predicted model, not a curated record. Gene Ontology annotation, molecular function: RNA polymerase II cis-regulatory region sequence-specific DNA binding; protein dimerization activity; DNA-binding transcription factor activity, RNA polymerase II-specific.
AUGGACUUACUUGGCCCCAUGGAGAUGACGGAGGGCUCCCUCUGCUCCUUCACAGCCACCGAUGACUUCUACGAUGACCCGUGCUUCAACACGUCAGACAUGCAUUUCUUCGAGGACCUGGAUCCCCGGCUGGUGCACGUUGGGGGUCUGCUGAAGCCCGAGGAGCACCCGCACCACCACGGGCACCACCAUGGGCAUGAGGAGGAGCACAUCCGGGCGCCCAGCGGGCACCACCAGGCUGGCCGCUGCCUGCUGUGGGCCUGCAAGGCGUGCAAGAGGAAGACCACCAACGCUGACCGCCGUAAGGCUGCCACUAUGAGGGAGCGCCGGCGGCUCAGCAAGGUCAAUGAGGCCUUCGAGACCCUCAAGCGCUGCACCUCUACCAACCCCAACCAGCGCCUGCCCAAGGUGGAGAUCCUGCGCAACGCCAUCCGCUACAUCGAGAGUCUGCAGGCCCUGCUGCGGGAGCAGGAGGACGCUUAUUACCCAGUGCUGGAGCACUACAGUGGGGAAUCGGACGCCUCCAGCCCCCGCUCCAACUGCUCCGAUGGCAUGAUGGAGUACAGCGGGCCUCCUUGCAGCUCUCGCAGAAGGAACAGCUAUGACAGCAGCUACUACACAGAGUCCCCAAAUGAUCCAAAGCGUGGGAAGAGUUCUGUUGUUUCCAGUCUUGAUUGCCUCUCAAGCAUUGUAGAGAGGAUUUCCACAGAUAAUUCCACAUGCCCUAUACUGCCUCCAGUGGAAACUGUUGCUGAAGGGAGUCCCUGUUCCCCUCCAGAAGGAGUGAGUCUGAGUGAUGGUGGAGCCCAAAUUCCUUCCCCCACCAACUGCACCCCACUCCCCCAGGAUAACAGCAGCAGCAACCCCAUCUACCAAGUGCUAUAAGGACCCCUCCAGCUGGACUGCACCAAUUUGCUCCGUUUGGCCUUAAUCAAGACCUGCCUUCUAAGGUUGAAAAGACUUUUAAGACUUGUUCCAAUUCUAAAAUAUCACUGAAAAUUCCUUCAGCUAUCUAACUUUGCAAACCUGUAUCACUUCAAAGUACACAUAGUUAUUUAUUGGUUGUUAAACUAAAGUUAUUUAAUACAUCUAGAGAUAAAAUUGUAUACCAUGAAAUCGCCAGUGUUUAAUCUGGGCUGUGGGGAAUAGGAAGCAGGCUCUUGAAUGUGGAGGAAAAUAGAAAUCUCCAGCAGUAGUGGCAUAAUAGAUCCUUCCUGUUCUGGCCAAAAUAAGGUUGUGGACCAUUUUUUAUAAAACUUUUGUAUAAUUGUAAAUAAGAGUUGCUUUC